AUGACGUCGUUACAACUCGGCCGGCAGGUACACGGGGCGGUUGUGGUUAAUGGGUUCUCAUCUGAUACUGCAAAUUCGAAUGCUUUGAUUACAAUGUAUGGGAAAUGCGGUGAUGUUGGUGAUGCAUUGAAGGUGUUUGAUAGAAUGCUUGAGAGGAAUUCAAUUACUUGGUCUGCUGUUAUGUCUGGUUAUGGAAUGCAUGGUUUGUUUGAGGAUGUUUUUGUUGUGUUUGAGAGGAUGAUUUGUGAAGGGAUAGUUCCGGAUGGAAUAACAUUUACUGCGGUUUUGAGUGCUUGUAGCCAUGGUGGGGAGAUUGAAAAGGGGAAAGAGUAUUUUGAGAUGAUGGAGAAGAGAUUUGGUUUGAAGCCGAGUUUGGAACAUUAUACUUGUAUGGUGGAUAUGUUGGUUAGAAGAGGACGAAAUGAAGAAGCUAAGGCUUUCAUUGAAAGAAUGGAAGAUAAACCAGAUGAUGCUCUUUGGCGGGCAUUUUUGGGAACUUCUAAAGCUUCAAGAGAAACACAGAGCAAAUGA
Impatiens glandulifera is the source of this 531-nucleotide messenger RNA. RefSeq names its product putative pentatricopeptide repeat-containing protein At1g56570. The record is from RefSeq and is a predicted model, not a curated record. The transcript has a single exon. Lineage: Eukaryota; Viridiplantae; Streptophyta; Magnoliopsida; Ericales; Balsaminaceae. The coding region runs from base 1 to 531 and encodes 176 amino acids. Gene Ontology annotation, biological process: RNA modification. Gene Ontology annotation, molecular function: protein binding; RNA binding.